CUUGGCGAUUGGAGUAAAGUAUGGCGAGGGCAGUUCCAAUGCGGAGUGAGUACCCAUGUCUUUAAGUGGGCUUAGAAGUGAAUUAUCAGGCCAUUUUUUGAAAAGUUUGGCAGAGGAUUCUUAUCUUCUCUCCAAGAUCAAGCUUUCCAGUAAAUAUUCAUUUGUGCUUGGGCAAUACAGUCACCAUGCCCCCCAAGAAGGUUGAAGCUGUCACGGACAAUGUCGUUGCUUUCGGAAGGGUUCGCAAGAACCUAAAGAUGGGAUGCGUUGGUCUGCCUAACGUGGGAAAGUCGAGUCUUUUCAAUCUCUUGACCGAGCAGAGCGCCGCUGCAGAGAACUACCCCUUUUGUACGAUUGAGCCCAAUGAGGCGAGAUGUGCUGUUCCCGACGCUCGAUAUGACUUUCUCUGUGACCUUUGGAAGCCGCCGUCCAUGUACCCAGCGUAUCUGCAGGUCACCGACAUUGCCGGUCUGAUCAAGGGUGCUUCCCAAGGAGAAGGACUUGGAAAUGCCUUCCUGUCUCAUAUCCAGGCCGUCGACGGCAUGUUCCACAUUGUCAGAGCAUUCGAUAACGAUCAAGUUUUGCAUGUCGAUGACUCGAUCGAUCCCGUCCGGGACUUGGAUACCAUCCAAAGCGAGCUUUGCAAGAAGGAUCUCGACAUUCUGCAGAAGACAAUCAUCGCCGAGGAAGCAAUCGUCAGAAAGGCAGGUGGCAAGUACAAGAUGCUACCUCUCUUCACAGAGACAACGACAAAGAUCCGAGCAAUGCUGGAGAAGGAUCAGCCAGUCAGAGACGGAAGCUGGACACCGGCCGAGAUUGCGCUCAUCAACGAGAAGAUACAGCUAAUCACCACCAAGCCAACCAUAUACCUCGUGAACUUGACAAUGAAGGACUACCUCAGACAGAAGAGCAAGUACCUGCCGCCCAUAGCCAAGUGGGUCACCGAGCACGGAGGCGUUCCCCGAGACAUCAUCCCCUUCUCUAUUGAGUUUGAAGAGAAGCUCUACAGCAUGAAAGAUGAUCCAGCUGCACAGGCCGAGUUCCUCAAGGAGAGCAAGGUCAAGUCAAAACUGGACAAGAUCAUCACUGAAGGAUUCACAAAGCUCGGCCUGCAAUACUACUUCACCGCUGGUGAGAAGGAGAUCAGAUGCUGGACUAUUCCGAGGGGAUGCCUAGCACCGCAAGCUGCUGGAGCUAUCCACGGCGAUUUCGAGAGGGGAUUCAUCAAAGCUGAAGUGGUCGCCUACCAAGACUUCCACGAUCUCUGCGAAGGCGGCAAGUCCAUGGGCCCAAUCAAGGCUGCUGGAAAAUACCGACAAGAAGGAAAGUCUUAUGUUGUCCAAGACGGAGAUAUCAUCCAUUUCCAAUUCAACGUUUCAAAUAAGAAAUAGAUUUACCUUAUCGAGGCCGGCGGCUAUGGAAGCUCGGAUAGCGACCAGUUUCAACAACUGGCCCAUUCAGCUUGGGAUAUGUUAACCGCAGACUCCCUGACCUUUUACCAGGACCACAAACAUCUAUAGAUCAUAGUCCUGCCUUGGAGACUGUUCCUAUUUGGCUUGAAUUUCCUCGGCCUCUGCUCCUUCAGUUUUGAGCUACUACUAGUAUCAUUUACGAAACUUGCUAGGUAUCAAUCAAAGACUAAAUGGGAUCCCCAUGUCAGUAUAAAACAAUGCUGUUCUUUGAGCAGACCCGGGGGGAAAGGAUCUCUGCCCGACGCUAUAGUAAUCGAUAUUGGAAAGGUUGGGCUUAUGGCUCGGAAAGUAAAAUCAGAGAACUUCUCGAAGCACCUCGAUAGAUAGGUCGUGACAGCUAGCGAUAAAUCAACAUAAACAACCACCUAUGAAUGCUACGAGCUGACUCUGCAGUUAUUUUUCAUCCUGAAAAUGUUUCCGCGGAGGGAUGCUCUAAACCCACUCAUCCGGGGCGGGUUAGGGCGUGCCCUCUGUUGCCGAGCUGAUGUACUAUAAAUCCCAGUCUUAGAGGUUAUUGAAGCCUUUUAUACCAGUAUAAGUCAGCAGA
Messenger RNA from Daldinia loculata, 2019 nucleotides. Its product is annotated as GTP-binding protein YchF. Gene Ontology annotation, cellular component: cytoplasm. The record is from RefSeq and is a predicted model, not a curated record. The coding region runs from base 186 to 1391 and encodes 401 amino acids. The transcript is spliced from 9 exons. Gene Ontology annotation, molecular function: ATP binding; ATP hydrolysis activity; GTP binding. Lineage: Eukaryota; Fungi; Ascomycota; Sordariomycetes; Xylariales; Hypoxylaceae.